Messenger RNA from Penicillium paradoxum, 615 nucleotides. RefSeq names its product mitochondrial 37S ribosomal protein uS12m. The record is from RefSeq and is a predicted model, not a curated record. NCBI's taxonomy places the organism in Eukaryota, Fungi, Ascomycota, Eurotiomycetes, Eurotiales, Aspergillaceae. Gene Ontology annotation, cellular component: ribosome; small ribosomal subunit. The coding region runs from base 1 to 615 and encodes 204 amino acids. Gene Ontology annotation, biological process: translation. The transcript is spliced from 3 exons. Gene Ontology annotation, molecular function: structural constituent of ribosome.
AUGCCCCAAUUACUCUCCCCGAUUGCCCUCCGGGCCCUGCGGACUCUCGUCCACCGUCCUGCGGCUUCAUCCCCUCUCCUCCGCCGCACCCUCACCACAUCUCCCGCCAACUCCUUCGCCUCGAAACAAUCCCCGAUCACCUCCCGCUUCAACUUCCAACCUGUAUUCCGCACCACAGCCGCCUUCGGCCUCUCCUCGGUGUCCAAGCGCCAAUUCUCUAGCUCGCCUAUCAUCCGCGCUACAUACAACCAGGUCCGCCGCGGUAUCCGUACCGGCCAGCGGGCUCGCCGUGGUCGCUCCCCGGCGCUGAAGAACACGCCUGGUCUCAAGGGUGUCUGUCUUAAGACCGGUAUCACCAAGCCCAAGAAGCCUAACUCCGGUGAGAGGAAGGUCGCAAGAGUCCGGUUGAGUUCUGGGAAGGUUAUCACUGCUUAUAUUCCCGGUGAAGGCCACAAUAUCCAGCAGCACAGUGUUGUCCAGGUCCGUGGUGGACGUGCUCAGGAUUGUCCCGGUGUGAAGUAUACCCUUGUUCGUGGUGCGAUGGAUUUGGGUGGUGUUGGAAGCCGCAUGACGAGUCGCUCGAAGUACGGUGCGAAGAAGCCCAAGGCCAACUAA